AUGUCGAAAGAUAUUUAUUUGAAGAAGAUACUUGGUGAAGAGUGUGUUUCUCGGAUCCGAAACUCAAAAAUCCUUAUGGUAGGAGCAGGAGGUAUUGGAUGCGAAUUACUUAAAGAUUUAGUGUUGACUGGGUAUGGGGAAAUUCACAUUGUUGAUUUGGAUACCGUUACUUUAUCAAAUUUGAACCGUCAAUUUCUAUUUCGUCAAAAAGAUAUUGAUAAAUCAAAAUCAUUCACCAUUGCCAGUGCCGUGCAAUCAUUUAAUUAUCUCGGAGUCAAGUUGAUUCCUCAUCAUGGCAAUGUCAUGGAUACAAAACAGUUCCCAAUUGAAUGGUGGGGACAGUUUAAUUUUAUUUUUAAUGCAUUGGAUAAUUUAGAAGCCAGAAGAUAUGUAAACAAAAUGGCAUUGUUUUUGAGAAAGCCAUUAAUGGAAAGCGGGACUACUGGGUACGCUGGACAAAUCCAGCCUAUCUAUCCGUAUUACAGUGAAUGUUUUGAUUGCCAUCCCAAAGAGACCCCCAAAUCUUUCCCCGUAUGCACUAUCAGAUCAACACCAUCUCAACCAGUUCAUUGCAUUACCUGGGCUAAGGAGUUUUUGUUUCGUCAACUAUUUGAUGAAAACGAUAAUUCAAAUUCAAUGAAUGAUGCCAAUCAGAUUCAAAAUGAAACAGACGACAAAGACGAGUUGGAGAAUUUGAACAAAGAGGCCAAUGAAUUAAUUGAAUUGCGUUCUAAAAUUCUACUGUUAGAUCUGAAUUCCUUUAUUAAUGAAUUGCUCAAAAAGAUUUUUAAAGUGGAUAUUGAAAGAUUAUUGAGCAUUGAAACUUUGUGGAAGGCUAGGAAAAAGCCCAUUCCAUUAGAUAUGACUGAAUAUCGAGAGGCAUUACAGCAGUUAUUAGAGCAGGAACUGAGUAGUUCAAUAUUGACUGCAGAUACAAAAGUGUGGACCAUUUUGGAAAACAUCUAUUCUUUGUACAAGUCCAGUGAGUCAAUUCAAAAACGAUUGAAAUCUGGUAAUGAACCAUUUAUUACAUUUGAUAAAGAUGAUGAAGACACUUUAAUUUUUGUAGCUGCUGCUUCAAAUUUAAGAUCUUUUAGUUUUGGCAUUCCAUUGAAAUCCAAAUUUGACAUCAAGGAAAUUGCCGGGAAUAUUAUUCCUGCCAUUGCCACUACCAAUGCCAUUAUAGCCGGGUUUUCAAGUUUGUCCGGCACACAAUUUUUUCAGCACCAAAAAGAUCUUACAAGUUCAGACUUUAGUAACAUUUUUAAAAGGGCAUCUUCUGUGUUUAUUAGUAUAAGACCGAAUAAGUACAUUACUGGCGAUAGAUUAUCAAAACCAGCUGAAAAUUGUGCCAGUGAUUCACUAACAGCAAGAGGAGUGCUCACAGUUGCAUUGAGUGACCUUGCUGUUUUGACUCUCGAAGGAUUCAUUGAUAGACUUGCUUAUAAAUAUGGAUAUUCCAAAGAAGAUAUAUCUAUCCAAAUUGGGAAAUCGAAGUUAAUUUAUGAUGUUGAUUUCGAUGACUAUCUUCAAACCAAAUUGAAGGACGUUCCUGGCGUGGCCAAUGGAGAGGUCAUGCUAAUACAGGAUGAUGCUGACGAGUUAGAAAACUUAGAAUUGUAUUUGAAUAUAAAAGACGAUACUGUCGAGUUGAAAUUGCCAAUAUUAGAGUUGAGACCUAAAAAAAUGGUCCCACAGCCAAAUCAUAAUGAAGAGAACAAUAGUGAGUAUGCCAAGGAGUUAGAGGGAGGAACUAUUUUAUUAGAUGAUGAUGACGAUGAGCUGUUUGGAAACGAAAUCGAAAUACUUGAUGAUGAAGAGGAGGAAGAUAUGAAGAUUGUAGAACCACCUGUAAAGAAGAGAAAACUUGACUAG
Messenger RNA from Candida albicans SC5314, 1875 nucleotides. RefSeq names its product E1 ubiquitin-activating protein (gene UBA2). Gene Ontology annotation, molecular function: SUMO activating enzyme activity. The coding region runs from base 1 to 1875 and encodes 624 amino acids. Lineage: Eukaryota; Fungi; Ascomycota; Pichiomycetes; Serinales; Debaryomycetaceae. The transcript has a single exon. The record is from RefSeq and is a predicted model, not a curated record. Gene Ontology annotation, cellular component: SUMO activating enzyme complex; cytoplasm. Gene Ontology annotation, biological process: protein sumoylation.